Molecule: messenger RNA, 1659 nt
Organism: Argiope bruennichi
Lineage: Eukaryota; Metazoa; Arthropoda; Arachnida; Araneae; Araneidae
Product: BRISC and BRCA1-A complex member 2-like
Exons: 1
Coding region: 106-1215 (369 amino acids)
Biological process (GO): double-strand break repair
Cellular component (GO): BRISC complex; BRCA1-A complex
Source: RefSeq, a predicted model, not a curated record
GACCGGGAGAACAGCGACACCAAGUGAAGUGAAAAACGAAAGGUAUUUAUUUACUAUUCCUAGGUUUUGCUAAAUUUUUUUUCUUCAAAACACUGGCUAAUUAAUAUGUCUUUAACAUGGUUCGCUCCUCACGUUUUAACGCAGUUAGAGGAACUUAUAAAACACGGCAAGGUAGGAAUAUGUCCUGGACCUAUAAAGAUCUUAAAUCCAAUGCCAUCCGGUGCGACUUGGGUGAAAAAAAAUUACUGCGACAGAUUUAAGUUGGUCAUUCCUUACGGUGGUCAUUCUGUUGAUUGGGAUGUAAUUUUUCAAGCAAACUCUCCUGCAUGUCCACCAGAUUUCAUUUUCACUAAUGCUCCAGAUUUUGUGAGCCUUGACUGUAUUACAAGUCUUAUGGAUUGGGAUCCUAAGAAACCAAAUUCGCUAUAUAUUAUUUUAAGAGAUCUCUUGCAACAUUAUCGGAAGUUUCAAGCAUCUCGCUUAGAAAAAUAUUCCAGGGUUCAGUUCGAGUAUUCUACCUUAACUCAAGAAACAAAUAUCACAGAGGAAGAUAUUGAAGUGUUUGUUGUUGAUGAAAAGGAAGGUCCAAUACAUUUUCUAAUUCGUCUGGGAGUGCAAUUUUCAGGAAUUCCUAAAAUAUACAAGAAUGAGGUUGGUGACACAGCAUUGCUUCUGGUUACUUUCAAUGGUUCAGAAGGCACCAAAAUCACACCAAAACUUUGUCUUCCUCCAAAAAUUGAACAUGCAUUGGGUUCUCCUCUGUCUUGGCGUAUACCAGCAUUUUCAGCUGAUGGAUGUCUCAUGGACUAUGUACCAUUUGUGCAAGAAUCGCUGAAGAAGCGGAUUGAAAUGGUUGCAUAUAACUUUGAGAAAAGGAUGGAAUACCUUUUUGAAUUCUUGGAAUAUUUUGAGGGAAGUUAUUUAGAAUUUGAUAGGGAUUUGGCUUCUAAAGCUACAUUUUUGUUUGAACAAAAUGGGUUUUAUUUUAUAUUUCAUAUUGACUUGCCUCAGAAUUUUCCUUUAGGAAAACCAUCCUUCACGUUUCGUUCAAUCUAUCACUCAACAUUUGAAAAACCAUAUUCGACAACUGUGAUGAAUUAUCCGUAUAAUCAAGGUUGGUCAGUUAGAAUAAUGCUGGAAAAAACUGUUGAAUUUAUUCAGCAGUAUGCUGUUGUAUUUCAGCAAAAUUCUGUUCAAAAUGGAUCUUCACCUUAAUAUUUUUCAUUAUUUGUGUGAUUUAUUUUGAUGGUGAAAUAAUCUUAUACUGAUUGAUUUAAAUUUUGUCUUCACUUUGCUUGAUUGUUUCUAUAUGCUUGAUUUAUGAAUAUCUGCACUUUAUAGAGGUACAGUUAUUUUCUUCUAUAAAUCUUAUUUAGAAAUGUUUCGAGUGAAAUGUUGUUAAAAUUAAUUUUAUUUCCUAGUUUAUAUUUACUUAAAUCUUACAAAUUUUCUAUGUCAGCUCUAUAUAUUGUACUUAAAUUGUUUCUAUAUAUAAUGUGUACAUUUUGUGAAUCCUCUGUAUAUAUAUAUAUAUUGUUAAUAUUUUUUGUUAUAUGAAGUAUCUAGUGAUACCACAUGUAACUUUUGAAAAAGUUGUAUUUGAACAAAAUAACUCCUGGUGUGAUGUGCAAUGUGUAAUUUUUCUUGUGUAAAUAUGCU